ACUGAUCCUGCUCGCUGGGAAAAGGAAACGUUAGGUGAUUCAGUCCGAGCGUACUGGGCUAAGAAAGGGCCGGAGUCCUGCCAGAAUAAGACGUGGGUAUCAAAGCUUCGGAACGAGUAUACAAACAGCAGGAACGUUUUUUCUCCAAAUUUCACUUCAAACACAAACUCAUAAAUGGUGAGUACACAUCACGGCAAUGGCCCUUAUAUUCCCCUUCCACCGGCUGUGUGUUUUGUUUUGCAUGCCGCAUCUUCAGUGAUGGUAACUGUUAGUCCAGCUUCGAAACUGGCUUUAGCCACUGGAAACAUGCCGCUGAGCGCAUAGGAGACCAUGAAAACAGCGAACACCGCAGGAAAACGAUACUGACCUACGUUACACCAGCAUCCGACAGCGGAAGAAUAGAUACAGAACUGCAAAAAGAGUUCUAGUCAGAGUGCGUCUACUGGACCGACGUAUUGAAAAGAGCGGUGGCGUUUGUGUAGUUUUUGUCAAGAGGGGACUGGCUAUCCGAGGUUCCAGUGACAUAUCUGGCAGGCCUGAUGACGGCAACUACAUGGGCAUUCUAGAGGUUUCAGUGACCCUUACUGUUUGCUGGGGCUGAGGGUGUCAGAAGAAACCCAAGAAGAAGAUACCCACAAAACAGAGAGUCCCCAGCCCAGGAGACGACAGAAAGCUGUGAUGAAGGAGGUGAUACCACAGCAUCAAAUUCAGAGAACAGAAGUCAAGAGGCAGACCCUGAACCCCACCUGGAAUGAAACUUUUCUCCUGGAAGUCAAAGAUAUCCACCUUACUGAGCUUUAUGUGGAAAUGUGGGACCUGGACGACGAUGAGUCUGCAAACCUGCGCCUGGCUGAAAUCCAUGGGAUCCAUGGGCUGAAGAGGCUGUUCAAAGACGUGAAGAAGGCAGCUCGGAAGCACGAGCAGGAUGAUUUUCUGGGAAAUGUGGUCAUUAAGCUGCAGAAUCUGCCCUACACUCCUGAAGAUAAAUGGUACACGCUGGAACCUUGUACUGAGACCUAUCCUGAUCGGGGCAAGUGUCACCUCCAGCUGAAGAUCAUCCACGAGCAGAGGGACACCGCCUUGAGCAGACAGGAGCCUGUCUUUCGAAUUCAUCGAGGCCUGCUGCAACGGUUUGUGCAGUUUGAUCGGCUGAAAAUGCAGGCAGGGGAUGUCCAGGGGGAAGUAGAAUUGAGUGCACCGGCCUCUACCAUUCUGUGUCUCCAUGCUACGCAGUGUGACCUUUCACCCUUCCUUCAGGAUCUGGCGAAAUGGCUGGCCUACAGCAAGCUGUACCGAGCUGUGGAAGUCAGCUACACCUCACUGCUCCAGCACCUGACCAGCAUCGAGUACCAGUGGGGACUGGCACAGGUCACCCUGCAACAAGAGGCGCAAGAUGAAUUGGCAGAGUCUUUCACAUCAUUCCUGGAUUAUGGACUUUCGCUCACCCAGAAGUACAGGGAGGUUUUUCCAAUCUCCGACCCCAAAUCAAUUGAGCACCAGCAGUCCCUGCUCAGGGUGCUGGUACAGAUCUGUAAGAUGAAAGCUUUCCACAAACUUUGCUCAUCAGUUCCUGAUCUCCAUGACAGAAUUGUUGAUGCCAUUAAGGCUGGAACCUCCGAGUGGUAUUACGCCCAGAAGCAGCUGUUGGAGCCCAUGAUAAAGACCGAGGAAGAAAAUGUGAAAUCCCUGGUGUUGCUUAUAGAUCAGCUGAAUACUGACCUUGCAAAUGACCGGAAAAAGCGUUUGAAGAUUUUCACAGGCACUGUUAAAGUCAACCUAUUCAAUAUCACCUAUCUGCAGCUCCAGAAGUUGGUGGCUGAGGAUCUUCAGGAACAAGUGAUGAGCACUGGAGGUGGCAGGACCAAGGCAGUUAUUGAGGGUCUCUACCAGUUGUACCAGAAACUCAAACAGCUCCUGCAUCAACAAAUUUACCUUUCACCAAGUGAAGAUUCCCUUCCACUGAGUGACUUCCACAAAUGGUUCAGCGACUCUUUGCCAAAGUGGUUACAGAUGGUGUACAACAAUACAGUGGAGAUGGUCCAGCGAGCGGUACAGAAAGAUCAGCUGGAGAGUCUGGGAGAGAAAACCAAGCACAGCAACUCUGCUGUAGAUAUUGCAACCUGCUACCUCAAGAUCAAACAGACGUGGACGCAACUGAGCUGGCCAGACUCUGAGCAAGCAUUUGUCAUCAUGGUCAAGCUGACCGAGGAUAUGUGCAAAAUUGCGUUAAUGUACUGUCGACUCAUUGAGCAGAAGGCAGAGGAACUGUCGUCCAGGGGAGACCAAGAAAACACAAAUGAUUCAGAUGUGAAUGCUGUGAGGUCGCUGCAGCUCUGCGUGGUUCUCAACAACAUGAGGCAUCUUCGGGAGGUCAUUUCGCAGUUGCCAGAAGACCUGGACUGGCAAGGGCUAAAGGAGGACACUGCCAGCAUGAUCUCACUGGAUCAGAUCCAGAACACGCUACACACCCAGCUCAAGAGGGUCAACGAUCAAAUCAACAAUAAGAUCCAGGGUGUGAUCCAAACCCUCGCACAGAAGCUGCAAGCAGACAUAAAGAAACACAUCCACAGCCUGUCCACAUCCAGUCAUGAACUGCCAUUGGAUAAUUUGAUUGUGCCUUUGAUGAGCUUUCUGGAGACUGAAUUUGCAUACAUGGAUACAAACCUGGUAAAAGAGAAUUUUCAGAGCCUUCUAGGUUUCCUUUGGACACACAUAAUUGAUGUCAUCAGCUUAACGUCAAAUCAUUGUGGGGUUUCUCAGGAAUUUUAUUCAAGGUUGAGCUACACUCUGCAGAGUUUGUUACAGUGCUUCCACGCUGAAGGAAAUGGUCUGCCCCUGGACAAGCUGCACACCACCAGCUUCGAGGCUCUUGAUGCUCAUUUGACUCUGAACGCUGCAAGCACUCACCAAUUAAUCCAGAAGUAUUGUGCAAAGAAGAUUCAGCAGCAGGCUACUGAGGAAACAUCCAAGUAUGGUGCCAUCACUUUAAAAGCGUUUUACGACAAUCAACUCCAAAAGCUCCAUGUAGAAAUCCUAAACGCAGUCAACCUCAUUCCACUGGAUUCGAAUGGUGCCAGUGAUCCUUUUGUGGAGUUGACUUUGCAACCCAAGCAUGUCUUCCCAUUGGUUGAAGCCAAAACCACAAAGUGCAAGUACAAUGACCUCAAUCCGCUCUUUGAUGAGAGCUUUGAAUUCAGCGAUAUUACUCCAGAGCAGUGUCGGACUGAGGGAGCCUGCCUGCUGCUCACUGUCUUCGAUCACGAUACCUUGCUCAGUGAUGACCUGGAAGGGGAAGCGUACUUUCCUCUGCAAGACAUUCCAGGACUGGACAGCACGGACGAAACGAUCACCAUUAGCAAGGUUCCUCAGACCCGACUGGCUCUUGGCCAUCCAAAACGAAAAGCAGAAGACAUUAUACUGAAGUUACUCGAGGCACGGAAAGGGGACCGAGAUGCUCUGGCCUUCAUUAAAAUGCGAAAACAACGAGAACGGAAGUCGAAGGAGAUGUAAACCGACGCUGGAUGGAUUCUGCAAGAGAGGUUUCAGGCACCUGGUAUUUCACUGACGGCCAGUGAGCACCUCAGCACACAGCGUGCUACAAGAAAAACUGCAAGCUGUCUAUCGGUGUGUAGUGGCUGGGUGCUAUCCCCCACACUGGGCGUGGGUUGUGAUGAACCUGGCUCCUGGUGCGGGACUGUCAAUGUACAGGCAUUGUUUGGGGUUGCCUGCCCUCAGGUUAUAGUGACUCUUCAAAAUGCUUGCCCUCAGCUGCCUCAGUCUUUCUGCUGAACUUCACAAUCCUGCUUCUCAAUCGAUUUUCAACAGAUCCUGCACAGGGCUUCAGUGAAUCCCAUGCUAGUUUUGAAAAUGUUCUUUGUGUUCUGAUGUUUAUAGCUCCGAUGCUGAAACUUAGUUAUACAGCGAUAGAGAUUAAAUCAGACUUUUUGUGUGAGUUAGUAUUUUAUUUAAUAUAAAUAAGCUUUGUGUUGAGGUUCAAUUUAAUUUUGCUGCAACUACUUGCAAGAUUCUUGUAUAUGGCCCAGGGUGGAGUACCAAGUCUGCCACUCACUCCAGAGGAGGGGGAGCUUUAUCCUGCCGGUGAUGUCAAUGUUAAUGCAAAGUGCCAAUAGAAUAGUUGAAUUGGCUUGGAGUUGUCCCAGUGUCCUGGCCAAAACUUAUCUAAAAUAAACAUAUGAA
Mobula hypostoma (lesser devil ray) is the source of this 4197-nucleotide messenger RNA. RefSeq names its product unc-13 homolog D (C. elegans) (gene unc13d). The record is from RefSeq and is a predicted model, not a curated record. Gene Ontology annotation, cellular component: exocytic vesicle. Gene Ontology annotation, biological process: secretion. The transcript is spliced from 28 exons. Bases 679 to 3510 code for a protein of 943 amino acids. NCBI's taxonomy places the organism in Eukaryota, Metazoa, Chordata, Chondrichthyes, Myliobatiformes, Myliobatidae.